Girardinichthys multiradiatus is the source of this 2115-nucleotide messenger RNA. RefSeq names its product hyaluronan binding protein 2 (gene habp2). NCBI's taxonomy places the organism in Eukaryota, Metazoa, Chordata, Actinopteri, Cyprinodontiformes, Goodeidae. The transcript has 14 exons. The record is from RefSeq and is a predicted model, not a curated record. Gene Ontology annotation, biological process: proteolysis. Bases 16 to 1893 code for a protein of 625 amino acids. Gene Ontology annotation, molecular function: calcium ion binding; serine-type endopeptidase activity.
UCUCUGCCGCACCCGAUGUACCCAAAGUUAAAGUUGUCUCUGGUUCAGGAGUAUCCUAAAACACGGGUAGCACAGUCUCAUUUUGCCCUCCUGGAAGUUGGCUGGUGCUUCAUCAGCAUGAAACUGAAGCUGCUCCUCCUUUGCCUCUUCUUGGCUGUGCUGCUUAUACCCACUGAGUCAAAUCCCAAUCAAAAAGACAAACACAAAGACAAACAUGGACCUCCACGACACCAGAGGCCCUCACCAGGGCGGGAGAGGAGGCUGAGGUUUGAAGACAUAAUUGAAGACAUCUUCUUCAAGGAUCCAACUGAAGAUGACGAGGAUGAAGACACUGUGAAUUUAGACUGGCUUUUUGAUCUUCAGGAUCCUGAAGGCCGGUGCACACCCAACCCCUGCCUUAAUAAUGGUGUGUGUAAGGAGAAAGGCAGGAGAGGGUUCAAAUGUGACUGCCCCAAGCUGUUUCAUGGAAAAACAUGCGAGAAAGCCCCUAAAGUGUGCAGGAGAGGUCUUUGUGGACGGGGUGAGUGUGUGCUGACUUCAACUCGUCCGUUCUACGAGUGCAAAUGCAAAUACCCAUUCCAGCCUCCAGACUGCAAACGGUUUUCUGUUUGCGAGCCGAAUCCAUGCAGAAAUGGGGGCCAGUGCAUUCGGGAUGGAAAUGACUUCGACUGUCAGUGCCCCCAAGGGUUCAGAGGAAGGUUCUGUCAUGUCGGCCCAGACGACUGCUAUGUGGAUGAUGGAGAGACUUACCGUGGGAAUGUGAGUGAGACAGAAGAUGGCCACGACUGCCUCUACUGGAAUUCCCACUUCAUCCUGAACAAAGGAGUUGAUCCCUUCAACUCAUUUGAGAACAAAGAAGGGCUUGGCCCUCACAACUUCUGCAGAAACCCAGAUGGAGAACCAAGGCCCUGGUGUUUUUUCAGAAGAGGACAUAGAUUGUUUUGGGACUACUGUAAUGUGACUAAAUGUUCUCAACCAACAGGUGAACCCCCUUCUGUUAAGCCGCCACCUUCUACUACUAAAGCACCAGCGACCACCAAGGAUCCACAGCCAUCCCAACGACCUACAGAUGCCCCGAUUGUUCCAACUCCAUCUCUUGCACCAAAACAGUUCGAAAUCUGUGGUGAGCCUCAACCAACACGGGCCUUAACUCGAAUCUUUGGGGGUCUGAAAGUCAGUCCUGGGGCAAUACCCUGGCAGGUUUCGUUGCAACAGAAACCAAAGAACUCCAACAUGAAAUACAGCCAUGUCUGUGGAGGAGUUCUGAUCGCGAGCUGCUGGGUUCUGACGGCUGGACACUGCAUUGAAAAAAAUAAGGAUAUGCGGGUGGUGAUGGGUACUCUGUCACUGAAUACGCCUGACCCAUCAGCUCAAAUCAUUGCAGUUGAGAAUGCAAUUGUGCAUGAGAACUACAGGGAGACUUCUGUUGCUGUUUACAAUGACAUAGCUUUGUUAAGGCUCAGGGGGAGAGAUGGAGUUUGUGCAAAUGAGACCCAGUUUGUAAAGACAGCUUGUCUGCCAAGUGCCCAACUCUCUGAUGGGAAGGAGUGCACCAUUUCUGGAUGGGGGGCCACCGAGGACUCGAACUAUGGCACCAAUCACCUGUUAGAGGCCAAUGUUCUGCUGAUCAGCCAGACAAAGUGCUCCGAGUCCAGUGUUUACGGGAACGUCGUGGAUAGUAGCAUGUUCUGUGCAGGUCACCUGCAGGGAGGAGUAGAUUCCUGUCAGGGGGAUUCUGGAGGACCGCUGACUUGCAAGCAGAAUAACACCAGUGUUGUUUACGGUCUGGUGAGCUGGGGAGAUCAGUGUGGAAGGAAAAACAAGCCAGGGGUUUACACAAGAGUCACUCACUUCCUGAAUUGGAUUAAGGCAAAGACUCAAGCACUUUCAUAAAUAACCUGAGGACAUUAGUUUUAAACAUGCCAGUAUGUUUGUCCAGGAAUGAAGCUGUGAUUGAGGGUUAUUUGGUGUUGUUUCAUGACUGCUCUGAACCUGAUUGAUCUGUUAUGCAACCAAAAGAAAGACCUGAAAUCUUCUGAACAUAUGUCAUAUUUCCUUAUGAUGACAGGGGAAUUUAAAAAACUCAAUAAAAGGUGACAACAUUGUGUUCCUUCA